AUGUUUCCGGAGGGACACGUGUCGGUAGAAGUGGAGCUCCGAAUUUUGGCGCGUUCCCAUGUCGUAGUUCUAGAACGCGGGCCCGGAUCCGGACGCGUUCCAUCGGUGCGGAGCCGCCGCCAGCCUGCACCUUCCCUGCACUUGGCUCAACACCCCCGUCUGCGAAGAGCAGCAUUUCAUCAUCCCUGCCGCUCCGCUCCGCUCCUCACCUACUUGGCCGAGGUCGACGUAAGGAGGACCCGACAGUCACCGAAGAGCCUCGGCUCCCUCCGUCACUGGCGCACUGGCUGGCAAACAAAUGCAUUAAAAUCCAAAUCCGGACACGCACAAAUGCCUGGUGCGCUUUUCCAGUCGUAGCGCAAGGACAGGAGCUGAUUUUUUCUCUCUCUCGGGCUGUAGUUUUAUUUUUUGCGUUUCACGAAUGUGACUACCCAAAGAUCAUCUACUUCCGCACAGGCCUGUAUCGCAAAGUGCAAGAUGGCGGCGCCUGGCAAUGAAGAGGAACUAACGCAAGACCAGACAGAGAAACUGUUGCAGUUUCAGGACUUGACUGGUAUUGAUUCAAUGGACCAAUGUCGACGCACACUGGAACAGCAUCAAUGGAAUAUUGAGGCAGCUGUUCAGGAUAGGCUAAAUGAGCAAGAAGGAGUUCCCAGUGUCUUCAAUCCACCUUCUUCUCGUCCGCUUCAGGUCCACACAGCUGACCACAGGGUGUAUAGUUAUGUAGUUUCAAGGCCACAGCCCAGGGGUCUCUUAGGAUGGAGUUAUUACUUGAUAAUGCUUCCAUUCCGAUUCACCUAUUACACGCUACUGGACAUUUUUAGGUUUGCUAUACGAUUUAUUCGGCCAGAUCCUCGGAGCCGAGUUACUGACCCGGUUGGAGAUGUAGUUGCAUUUGUUCGGAAUUUUGAGGAACAAUAUGGAAGGAUCCAUCCUGUCUUUUAUCAAGGAACGUACAGUCAGGCUCUGAAUGAUGCCAAACGGGAGCUUCGUUAUUUAUUAGUUUAUCUUCAUGGAGAUGAUCAUCAGGACACAGAUGAGUUUUGUCGUAAUACGAUGUGCUCUCCAGAAGUUGUAAAUUUCAUCAACACCAGGAUGCUUUUCUGGGCCUGUACCACUAGUAAGCCGGAAGGCUAUAGAGUAUCGCAAGCUUUACGAGAGAAUACCUAUCCUUUCCUGGCAAUGAUUAUGUUGAAAGAACAAAGGAUGACGGUAGUCGGUCGUUUGGAAGGUCUUCUUCAGCCGGAAGACUUUGUCAAUCAGCUGACAUUUAUAAUGGAUGCUAAUGCGACAUAUUUGGUUUCGGAGCGACUUGAUAGAGAGGAGAGGAGUCAAACACAAGUGUUGAGGCAGCAGCAAGAUGAAGCCUAUUUGGCUUCACUUCGUGCUGAUCAGGAAAAAGAAAGAAAGAGAAAGGAAGAACUAGAAAAAAGGAGAAAGGCGGAAGAGGAUAUCAGGCAACAGAUUCUCGCCGAAGAAAGAAGACAACGACGUUUGCAGGAAGAGAAAGAACGCAAGUCGGAAUGUCUUCCCCCUGAGCCUUUUUCAGAGCAUCCAGACAGUGUUAAAAUUGUCUUUAAGUUGCCAAAUGAUACUCGAGUGGAGCGACGAUUUCUAUUUACAGAGUCAUUAACAGUAAUAUAUGACUUUUUGUUUUCCUUGAAACAAACUCCCGAGAAAUUUCAAAUAGUUGCAAACUUUCCACGUAGAGUUCUCCCUUGCUUGCCCACGGAGAAGGAGCCAAACCCCCCCACUCUGCAGCAGGCGGGAUUGAGCCGCUGUGAAGUCUUGUUUGUUCAAGAUCUUACUGAUGAUUGAACUGGGCACCACCUGAAGUUUCAAUAGCUGCACAAUGUAAAGGAUUGCAGAGACUUUUUCACAAACGAGCCAGGUUUCUGCUGCACAUGUUGGCAAAGGUCUAUGCAGUUGGGUUGCUCGUCACUUCCUGGGAUGAACUGUGCUGUCUUAUCAAUAUUCUACUUUUAAAACAAAAACAAACCUGAAAUGUUGAGCAGUUUUCCAUCAGAAGAUAUAAAAUUAAAUGAACCCAUUGCUCCACACAGAUUGCACCAUGGAGAGUCCCAACAUCUUUUGCUGGUUUUGUUUCCCCCCCACUUAUAUUUAUGUUGUAUUUCUAUUAAAAAAAGGUAAAAAUAGACCAAAGGAGGGUUGGCAGUUAUUGAAUUAUUGGAACCUGAAUUGGUUUAAGUUCUUAUUACCAUGGCCUUUGCUAUGGUGAAGCCUCAGUAAGUAGUUUGUCAGCCUAUAGUGCCUGUGGUAACUAGAGCUUGCUCCCUGUUUAAUAUCUGAGCAGCCUUGUCGUCCUCGAGGUGUAAUUUAUUCCAACAGUUUAAAUUAAAACUGUUUUAGAAUUUUAUUGUGUUGAAUCAUUUUUGUAUGCAUAGAUUUGUUUUUUUUAACCAUUUUCUGUAACUUAAUUAUCUGAUAGUAGCCGUUCACAGUGCACCGAGUAGUCAAAUUUGAUGAGCAUUAAAAGUCUAUAUUAUCUUCACCCACUUAUUCCUUCUGAGCUUCCUAUCAUUGCCGAUGUUUGUUUGUCCUGGUCAUUCUCCACCAUUGUAAUUGCGCGUGCAGGUAUACGUUGCAUCAGCUUCAGAUUAACCCUUUCUCCUGCUGGAUUUGCUACGUCUAUUUAUAGUCCUAUACAUUUUUUAUUUUAGUAGAAAAUGCCUAUUUAUAGCCUCCUGUGAGAAUAUGACCAAGGAAAUUAAUGUUUUCAGUGGAGAACGCCCCCCCCCCUCCCUUUUAAACCAUGUGCCCAACAGCCCCUCGAUCAGUUUGUUGAAAUGCAUCAAGUAAAUGUACUGUUUCUUCUAUACUGUUUGAUUAGGAAUAUUGUUUCAGAUUGUUGCACUUUUAUGUAAUAGCAUCUUAAUCAUUAGCAUGUUGUCACUUGUUUUGUUCUACCAAGAUGCAAUAUGACGUCUCUAUCUGAAAUAGAUAUUGUGUGGCAACCGAUAAUGGAAUUAUUUUACCACCAAAAGAGCUGUUGGCCAUAAUAUUAUAUUAUUUAAUUAUAGUAAAGUGAUAGUACUGCCACAUUUCCUCUUCUGGUCAGGCCAGACUCUAGAUAGGUGCUUGUAGCUUUUUGUUUCUGAAUACACAUACUUACAAUGUUUUAGCGCCAAUAAUUAAUAUGUUUAACUAUUCUGGAGUUCUAUAUACACUGCUCCAAGAUUAGAAGCCCAUGUUUUGUUGUGUGGUGUGAAUGUAAAUGUCUUCCAUUUGAGUUUGCUUAAUAGAACUAGAUUGUGUUCAGAUUUAGAAUUUUUGCUUUUCUAUUUAAAGUAGUUUACCACGUUUAUAUGCUUUAUAUAAACCUGUAUUACCAUUCAAAAACACUUUUGCUUAUGUCUGUUAAAGCAGUCAACAUUUCCAGAUGCCACAUGCUUUCAUACAAGUCGAUUGAAAGCGUAGUAAUAUACAAAAAAGUCAGUAUUGGCUUUAAAUUCCUCCAUCGCUUUGUACUUAAAGCUGCAGUCUCAAUUGCUCUUUGUAUUUAAUUUUAGAAAUCUUGUUUGCCAUCAUAGACCAUGGUUCCAGGACUGUUAUGUGGUUGCUGUCACCAAUUACUGAUUUUUUUCAUGCAAUUGCCAUUACAUUCCAUAGAUCUGGAACAGACUGCUUUUUCCAAACAAACAAAAAUCAGUAUCUAAAUGAAAUGUUUUGUAUAAGAUUAGACCAAUGUGCAUAUGCAAAUUGUGGCUUCCAAAAGAAGCUUCUUGGUUAACUUUUUAUGUGAGGCCUAGUUCUAGGGUAGCCUGAACAGACUCUGGAUCUGAACAUGUGAAGCAAAUGUCUUCUGAGCAGAAUAAGGUAUUUUGCAUCAGAUAUUUUUUCACAACAGUGGUACUUCACACUUGUGUUGUCUUGCUUUGUGUUAUUCCUACUUCCAAUGCUUCUGAGGAUGGUGACUCCCAAUUUGAUGCACUUGGUGCAAAGUUCUAAGUUUGAGUUGGGGCAAACUACAAUGAAACAAGCAUUGACUUUUUUGGACUAGGCAAUAAAAUCUUGUCUCUUAGCAAAAGUACACCCAUCAGUCUAAUAAUAUGCAAAUAUAACAGAUAUUUUAAUGAUCAUAUCGAUUAUUGUUGCAAUAUUUUUUGUAAAAGUAUGUAAGAAGAUAUAUUCUUGACAGUCUUAUUUGAGAAAAAAAUAGGUGAAUGUUCUUUAAACUCAAAGAAAUAUGGUCCUUCAAUGUUUCUCAGUCCUUUAAUGUUAAAAGCGCCAAAUUCAUUGAGUUACUUAAAAUUGACAUUUUUAUUAAGCCAUUUUGAAAUUAUUUUUUUUCUAACAAUAUAGCUAAAUGUUACAAAUUUGCCAGAGGAUUAUCUUCUGAUAUUUCGUGACUUUCCUUUGCAAAUGUUUGAAUUAAUUUCUUUAUCAUUUUUAUACAUUACUGGAGGAACACAUUUUUGAACCACUUACUCCUGUUCAGACUGAGUGAAUUUGUUACAGGCACUGAUAAUUAAGUGAGCUAAAUGGAGAGAAAUGCCAAAACAUACUUAUAUUUUGUGUUCACUCGGAAACAACCAUUUUCAAAAGCAAAAUGUCUACCAUGAUUCAAAAGAUAAACAAUGGGGCAUUGAGUGAUAGUGCAUCUGAAAUUGAAUUCUGAAAAUGUUUCCAUGCUCAAUCUGAAACUGAAGUUGUAUGAUGCUGUAAAUUCAUUUAAUUGACCCAUGUCUUGUAACUUAUUGAAGUUGAAUGAAUACAAAAUGUUAAUUACUUGAGGAA
Amblyraja radiata (thorny skate) is the source of this 4758-nucleotide messenger RNA. RefSeq names its product Fas associated factor family member 2 (gene faf2). Gene Ontology annotation, molecular function: ubiquitin binding. Gene Ontology annotation, cellular component: endoplasmic reticulum. The record is from RefSeq and is a predicted model, not a curated record. Gene Ontology annotation, biological process: ERAD pathway. The transcript is spliced from 11 exons. Bases 478 to 1818 code for a protein of 446 amino acids. Lineage: Eukaryota; Metazoa; Chordata; Chondrichthyes; Rajiformes; Rajidae.